This is a messenger RNA of Ostertagia ostertagi, 246 nucleotides long. Lineage: Eukaryota; Metazoa; Nematoda; Chromadorea; Rhabditida; Trichostrongylidae. The record is from the annotation of a GenBank genome assembly.
AUGAAAGUCACUGACGGAUUGGAGCAGGCCAAAAAGGUCGAAGACAAAUGGGCUUCCGCACCUCCAGUUGAACACUUCGAUCGCCAACACUUCGUGGAAUAUUUCCCCCAGGAGUUUUACGAUCUGCGUUACCAGAACAGAAUUCCGGAUCCAUGCAAUCUUGGACUUAACGAAAGCCCAGAAAUUGAAGCUCGGUUCAAGGACUACAAGGUCCUGCGACGUGCGGAUAAAGUUGAUGAUCACUAG